GAAGAGACAGACAUGCUUUCCUCCGGUGCUUCAGUGUGACCUUCCUGUACGUCAGAGGCCUCCCAGUAAGAAAGCCCCGAGAGGCUGUAUCUUCUUCCAUGCGGUCUGUGAGGGAUGUGGCACAUGGCCUGGAGAGAGUAUUGUGUACGCUGCCAGGUGCCAGCCUACAGGUCAUCCUGGACACCCUGCAACUUUCAAAAUCAUGACCUGAGUCCUUCUCCCAUCCCGUUCCACGACCCACAUGCAGUUACUGAGAGAGAAAGAGAUCACUCCGUGCAGUGGGAACUUCUCUCAUCUGUUCUUGAUUCUAGAUGAUGAGCUCAGAGCUCCCUUUCCAGGUGAUCCUUUGGAUCCGGAUUCUGUGCGUGUGCCCGUGGGACAACCCAGAGGCCCUGCUGGUGAAUCAGCAGAAUGGAAUCCUGUCUAUGAGCCUGAGGGGGAUGCUGGAGAUGUGCCUGGAGGAGGUGAUCCAGGUUCCCCUCUAGGUUCUGGGACUGAAUCUCCAGCAGAUCACAUGGGUCCAGAAGAAGGAAAGGAUGAAUCCAAAAGAGUAGAAUACUCCCAGGGCUCAUCCCAUCUCCUAAAUGACCUGCUGAAGGAAAUGGAGAAUGCAGCGCGUGGGACUGACCAACAAAACUGCACAGGACGCGCUGCAGGAAGGCAGCCAUCCCACGCUGCCAGUCUGGGACAGAGGAACGCAGAUAGCGCCAACGACUGGCAUGCCAGGGAUGAAUGCUGGGAAAAGCACAAAGGCUGCUGUUCACAAAUCUGUGCGAAAGCGCCGCAUCGCAGCGAUGGUACUGUUCUCAGCUGUGCUGCUGUCUGCACUGUUGUUGGCCUGUGGUGCUGCGUUAUGGAUGUGCAAAAAAUACCUGUGAGUUGGCUUUUCCCCAAAACACUUUAUUGCUGCAUUUGGCAAGGAGGCAUUUGUGGUGCCAGGACCCUGGACGGCCAAAUCAGUUGCUGGCAGUACACUGCCAGGACUUACGUUGCAAAGUCUUUCAAGUUUCCCCUUAUUUCCUGUCCGUGAGUAGUGCUUUCUGAAACUCAUUCUCACAGAGUGUGCAAGAGAGAAGAAAGAGCAGCAGAACGAGCUCUUCCUGAUACCAACUGAGAGAGUGUUCCAGCUGGAGAUGAGGGCAGAACGGAGCGGGGAGAGGCAACAAGAGAGACUCCUGCCCAACCAAACCAGAAUCUCAACAAUAGUUCCAGUCCAUUCCAUUCUACCAUCCAAGAUACCAAAGGUCUUCAAAGUCAUCUGGAAGACCUGGAGCGUGAACUCAAAGCCAAAAAAGAAGUCCACGGGAACAGUCCUGAGUGCUGCUUUCUGUCAGAGGACAGCCCUGAAGCUGAGAGCGGAGAAUCAGCAGCAGAGCCUUUGUCCUUCACCCUGCAUUCUCCAGGACAAGUAUCAGCAAUAAUUCCAAGAUUCUUAGCUCACCAUAGCUACAGUCCUUUUGAGGGUCGUAGUGAGAACCCAGAAAGUGAGCUUCCUCUGACUGCUGGACAGUAUUGUUUAUUGUCUUUGGAGAUGUGGAUGAGGAUGGCUGGUUUCUGGGAGAGCUGACAGAUGGCACAAGAGGACUGGUCCCUUCCAAUGUGGUUGUGGAAGUUUCCGAUGAUGAACUGGAUACAACGAUGCCUCUAGAGCUUUGUGAUCUCCUGCUGGACACUGAUGAUUAAGUGGAUGCAGAGAUUCCAUAACGCAGCAACAUCCUGUAAAAAUUCCUGCACUGAUUCGUCUGCAAGACUACCCCCUGCUCCACUAGAUGUUCAAGUGGAGUGUGAGCAGGAUGUGGAUGAGCUCCUUCAGGAGCUCUGUGGUGACUGACAGUGUAACUGCAUAGUCUUAUUAUAUAUUAAAAACAAAAAAAAAAGAACAAAAAAAAAAACAAUAAACAAACAAACAAAAAACCCAACACUGUUCUUUUUCUUGGAUACAUUGAUGAUACUUUUUCCAGCUGAGACUUUGCAGUGAGUCUUGAAGCAGAUUUGAACUGGUAGAAGUUGGCAGUGUCUGCAUUCCGUUCUCCUAAUUUCCUUGCUGGUCGGAGUUAACGUGCCCUGCAUCCGUUCCCCAGCUCCAGCUGCCUCCUGAAUCAUGAGAGCAGCCUUUCCAUAUUGUGAAAACAGCCUUUUCACAUAGUUGGAGUGGAUUCAUGCUGAAGGACAAGAUGCUUGUGGACAUGUAAGCUCAGGAAAAGAAUGUAGAGUCCAUGGAAACUUGCUGCCAAACAACACUAAGAAAGAAGAAUAGACUCCUGUUGUUGAAGAUGGAACAGUAAAACAGAUGCCCCAGCAAAACACAAUGCCAGUACAAGCUGGUUGGGGCUACUCCCCCUGAAAAGGCUGCAAGUUCACAGCGAGGUAGACUACUAGCCCUCAUUCAAUGACUACCAGAGACCCCCACCAUGUUUUUAGGACACGUGCUCAAGAGGGUGGGACAAUAUGUUAAUAAUUUCUCAGAAUUCCAGCCCAUCUUCAUGGAAUGUAAUGAAUAUAUGUAUGCAAUGUCUUUAAA
Messenger RNA from Gallus gallus (chicken), 2521 nucleotides. RefSeq lists its product as uncharacterized. The record is from RefSeq and is a predicted model, not a curated record. Bases 242 to 1030 code for a protein of 262 amino acids. Lineage: Eukaryota; Metazoa; Chordata; Aves; Galliformes; Phasianidae. The transcript has 6 exons.